Paramecium primaurelia is the source of this 1527-nucleotide messenger RNA. Lineage: Eukaryota; Ciliophora; Oligohymenophorea; Peniculida; Parameciidae. The record is from the annotation of a GenBank genome assembly.
AUGUUUAAAAGUGAAUUUUAGUGCAAUUUGAAAGACUAUCCUUAACAGAACUACUCAGAAUUCAUCAAAGGAAUCAUUGAUUCUGAUUAAACCUUAGAAAAUAUUUUUAAUGGUGAUUAAGGAUAAUUUGAAGAAUUUAAGAUUUAUUUGAAAAGCAAGAUUUUCAAUGAUCCAAAUGAAAUACAAUAGCAUCUUACCAAUAUAUAUAAUUAAUGGAACACUUAAUCUAAAGUUGUAAUUAAAAGGAUAGAAAUUUUCAGACUUAUAAUGCUAAUGUACUUAGGAUUAUUAGAGAGGAAUUUCUCUCAAGGCGGAUUUUAUAUUAUUGAUAUGAGUUCAAUAAAAUAUACGAAUAAUUACAUUUCUAAAUAGAAAUUGAAAUGUUUUUAGAACUAUAUCAAGACAUUUUACUUAAAUUCUGAUGCCAUUUAAAAUGAUCAAUUAAUAUUUACUAAAAAUACUGUUAACAAAGAAGAGUUCAAAAAGAAGUUUGAAUAAUCAAUUUAUUAGAACAUUGAUUUUGAAUUCACUUAAUUGAAAAAUGAAGAUCACCAAAAUUCUACUGUUGUAGACUUUGCUGAUUAAAAUAUAGGAGGACUAGUUCUUGAUACUAGAAAUUGUGCAUAAGAAGAAGUAAAAUUAAAUAUUAAACCAAGAUUGUUAUGCUAAUAUUCCCUGAAGCAACAGUAUCUAUGAUUUUUAUUCCACAAAUGAAUGAAACUGAAGCAGUAUUAAUUGAAAAUUUGAAAAAAUACAGCAAUUAUACUGGAUAUGAACAAUCAUUUAAUUGCUAACCUUCUAUGACUCUUUAGGGAAAUUAUAAUAUGCUAGUAUAUUUUACACAAUAUUAUUUAGGCUAUUGAUGCAAAACCAUUUUAUAGUGAAAAUUAAUUUACAGAAAAAAAUAUUGAAAGAGAAUUAAUAAAAUGUUAUGCAGGGUUUGAAAUAUCAUUAAGAAACUAGCCCAAUUGUUAUAUAUCUACAGGAAGAUGGGGUUGCGGAAUUUUUAGAGGCAAUCCUUACUUAAAGACAUUGAUUUAAUUUUUAAGUUUUGCUAUUGCAGUUAAUUAAGUAAGUCAAUAACAAUCGAAAAUAAUUAUCAAUUGCGUAAAUGACUAGUCUUUAUUUAAUUUUGGAGUUUAGUUAAAGAAAUUAUUAGGUCAAAAAGGAGUAUAGCUUAAUUUAAUAAAUCUCAAGAAAUCAAUAUUGUAUAUGCAAAAUGGAAUAAAUGAAUAAGCAUUUUAUAUUGAAGGAAAUAAUAUUAUAAGCUAGAUAUACACAAUUUUGACUCAGGAUAUUUAAUAAAUAUAAAAAUUAAGAUUAGAAAAUGAUGAUGAUGUAAUUUAAGCUUAAAUUGAUUAAGAAAUUAAAUAAGUACUUGUAAAUGCUCCAAUUAUUGAAGAAAAUAAAGAAAUUAAGAUGUUAAAUAAUUAAGAAAAAAAAAAUAGAAAUUAUUAGGUAAUAGGGGUAGCCAUUAUUUUUGCUAUUGCCGUUGGAGUCUUUACUUACAAAAAGGUUUUUAAAUGA